This is a messenger RNA of Pieris macdunnoughi, 327 nucleotides long. The record is from the annotation of a GenBank genome assembly. Lineage: Eukaryota; Metazoa; Arthropoda; Insecta; Lepidoptera; Pieridae.
AUGGGAGUAGAAGUGGAAACUAUUUCGCCCGGAGACGGCAACACUUAUCCAAAACCGGGACAAACAGUUGUCGUGCACUACACUGGAACUCUUCAAAAUGGCAAGAAGUUCGACUCCUCCAGGGAUCGCGGACAACCCUUUAAGUUUACGCUUGGUAAAGGUGAUGUUAUCAAGGGGUGGGAUCAUGGAAUUCCAAAGAUGUCAGUGGGAGAACGAGCUUCAUUAACUUGCUCUCCUGAUUUUGCAUAUGGUUCACGAGGCCACCCUGGAGUCAUUCCACCAAAUGCAACACUUAUCUUCGAUGUAGAACUUUUGAGAGUAGAAUAG